UAAAAUAAAUUUACUGAUUGAACUGAUUCUGAAAGAUGUAUGGAAGGUGACGAUUCCUUCUUUGAUUCCUAACAUUUAAAAUCCUAUUGCACGUUGUCACAAUGUUCUCUCCCUCUGUCUAUUGCAUGUUGUCACAAUGUUCUCUCUCUCUCUGUCUAUUGCAUGUUGUCCCAAUGUUAUCUCUCUGUCUAUCGCACCUUGCCACAAUGUUCUCUCUCUCUGUCUAUUGCACGUUGUCACAAUGUUCUCUCUCUGUCUAUUGCACGUUGUCACAAUGUUCUCUCUCUGCACAUUGCACGUUAUCACAAUGUUCUCUCUCUGUGUGUCUAUUGCACGUUGUCACAAUGUUCUCUCUCUCUGUCUAUUACAUGUUGUCACAAUGUUCUCUCUCUCUGUCUAUUACAUGUUGUCACAAUGUUCUCUCUCUCUGUGUCUAUUGCACGUUGUCACAAUGUUCUCUCUCUGCACAUUGCACGUUAUCACAAUGUUCUCUCUCUCUCUGUCUAUUGCACGUUGUCACAAUGUUCUCUCUCUCUGUGUCUAUUGCACGUUGUCACAAUGUUCUCUCUCUUUCUGUGUCUAUUGCACGUUGUCACAAUGUUCUCUCUCUGCACAUUGCACGUUAUCACAAUGUUCUCUCUCUCUCUGUCUAUUGCACGUUGUCACAAUGUUCUCUCUCUCUGUGUCUAUUGCAUGUUGUCACAAUGUUCUCUCUCUCUGUGUCUAUUGCACGUUGUCACAAUGUUCUCUCUCUGCACAUUGCACGUUAUCACAAUGUUCUCUCUCUCUCUGUCUAUUGCACGUUGUCACAAUGUUCUCUCUCUCUGUGUCUAUUGCACGUUGUCACAAUGUUCUCUCUCUGCACAUUGCACAUUGUCACAAUGUUCUCUCUCUGUCUAUUGCACGUUGUCACAAUGUUCUCUCUCUGUGUCUAUUGCACGUUGUCACAAUGUUCUCUCUCUGUGUGUCUAUUGCACGUUGUCACAAUGUUCUCUCUCUGCACAUUUCACGUUGUCACAAUGUUCUCUCUCUCCGUCUAUUGCACGUUGUCACAAUGUUCUCUCUUUCUGUCUAUCGCACAUUGUCACGAUUUUCUCUGUGUGUGUGUCUAUUUUCAGUAUAUAUUGACGAAGCAGCAAAGAAAUCAACAACAAAAACAACAGCAACAACAACAAUAACAAAAACAACAAUAACAACCACAACAACAACCACAACUACCACAACUACCACAACACCAACAACAACAACAACAACAGCAAAAAAAGCAACGACAACAACAAUAACAGUACCAAAACAAAAAACAUCAAGUAGAUUAUCAUCCAUAAAAACAGACGUAUCAGCAACAACAAACUUAACUUCAAUGCAAGGUGAACACAACAGCACCUCCAUUGACACACCAUUAUUAGUUGGUAUAGUAAUCGCAGCAUUGAUUCUCAUUCUUGUGGUAUUGGGUAUUGCAGUUAUAACAAGACGGCAUAAAAAAACAAAGACUAAGAACAAGUCAAAACCAUUGGAGAUGGAAAACCCACGUUAUGAAUGUUUCACUCCAGCCGCUGCAAACCGCAUGAUAUGCACUGAUACAACAAACCAAACAGCGACAUAUUCACCCGUUUAUGAAAUUCCGAAAAUUAAGGAACGACCCCAAAAAGACCAACCUAAACCGGUAUACGUUGAAACAGAACCAGAAUACGAUGAUGCAACAUAUGCUCAAGAAAAGUUAGAAGAAUAUCUUGCAUCGAAACGUCCUGUUUAUGCAAAAAUAAACAAAAAUUAGAUAACACAGAAACAUUUUCUUCAAGAACAACAGAAAUGUUUGUCUCAAGAAAAAUGUAUUAACAUGUCACUGGAGAGAGACAUGGUUGAAAGCGUAGAACAUAACGUUGUAAUAUAAUCUUAAAAAUGAUAGAUACUCAUUAUAGCUA
This is a messenger RNA of Hydractinia symbiolongicarpus, 1922 nucleotides long. RefSeq names its product probable serine/threonine-protein kinase DDB_G0275165. The transcript is spliced from 5 exons. The record is from RefSeq and is a predicted model, not a curated record. NCBI's taxonomy places the organism in Eukaryota, Metazoa, Cnidaria, Hydrozoa, Anthoathecata, Hydractiniidae. Bases 137 to 1774 code for a protein of 545 amino acids.